This is a messenger RNA of Monodelphis domestica (gray short-tailed opossum), 969 nucleotides long. NCBI's taxonomy places the organism in Eukaryota, Metazoa, Chordata, Mammalia, Didelphimorphia, Didelphidae. The record is from RefSeq and is a predicted model, not a curated record.
AUGAGCCCGGUUAUUCGUUCUGACUCCGUCUAUUUCUUCAGGUUUGCCAGCACAAGCUGGCUAGAACAAGACAUGCUGGGCCAGGCAUUCGAAGAUGCUUUUGAGGUAAUGCAGCAACAUUCAGCUGGGGACCAUCAGUAUUCCCCAGAUUACAAAAAUUACUUGACUUUUCUCAAUCAUUAUCCUCAUCUCCGAGGAAACCCCAGCUGUUAUGGUGUGCUCCCCACAGAAGAAACUGGCUAUAACUGGAGAACUGUGAUUAAUAGUGCUACUGACUUCUAUUUUGAAGGAAGCCUCCAUCAUGCUCUGCAGAAUAUGACUGAAAACCAAGGGGUGCAGACGGCUCCUGUCCAGCCAAGAGGAGGCAAAGGGAGAAAGAAGCUUCGACUGUUUGAAUACCUUCAUGAGUCUUUGUGUGAUCCUGAGAUGACAUCUUGUAUCCAAUGGGUAGAUAAGUCAAAGGGAGUCUUCCAAUUUGUUUCCAAAAACAAAGAGAAACUUGCAGAACUUUGGGGAAGAAGGAAAGGCAACCGCAAGACCAUGACUUACCAAAAAAUGGCCAGAGCCUUGAGGAACUAUGGAAGAACUGGGGAAAUCACUAAAAUCCGCAGGAAGCUAACCUAUCAGUUCAGUGAGGUCAUCCUUCAGAGACUCUCCCCACCUUUUUUCUUAGGAAAAGAAAUAAUCUAUUCACAAUAUAUUCAAUCUGACCAAGAACAACUCAAUAUAAAUAACUGGAAUGCCAAUUAUAAUUACAUGUAUGGCAAUGACCAUGACCUAGGUUACUCUGACUGCUAGGAGACCUGCUUGUCUUCCUUCUUUCACUAUCACAGAAUUUUGUGGGCAUCAAAAAUUCCUAUAAGGGCUUUCCUCUCAAAUCGAGAAAAAUUAACUCAGUUUCUUUGUUGGUAUGUUUUGCAAUUGAAUGGUGUAUACUACUUAGGAAGUUGGAUGGAAUUCUGUAAAUGA